This is a messenger RNA of Panicum hallii, 1329 nucleotides long. RefSeq names its product prostamide/prostaglandin F synthase-like. NCBI's taxonomy places the organism in Eukaryota, Viridiplantae, Streptophyta, Magnoliopsida, Poales, Poaceae. Gene Ontology annotation, molecular function: antioxidant activity. The record is from RefSeq and is a predicted model, not a curated record. The transcript is spliced from 7 exons. The coding region runs from base 93 to 839 and encodes 248 amino acids.
AGUCCGGACACGCACGCGCGCGCUCCUGGACGUGGUCGAGGCCUCGCCUCGGCUCGUGCGCCCGCGUCCGUCCCCACCCCAGUUUUUUCUCCAUGGCGACGGCCAUCUCGCUCCCAGGCGCGCCGCUGGCCGCUCCCCGCGCGCGCUACUCCGGCCGGCUCGUCCGAGCCUCUCUCCCGCGCGGUGGGGCGCGCGUCGGCCGUCGCUCCCUGAGCGUCUCGGCUGCGGCGGAGGACUCCUCCGGUUUGGCUCCCAUCGCCGGCGCGCCCGCGUGGGAUGCCCUCGGCGGCGUCUCCGUCCUCGCCGCGGGCACCGGCGACGCCGUCCCGCUGACGGACCUGUGGGACCCCACCGAGGGGGUGGCCGUGGUGGCGCUGCUGAGGCAUUUCGGGUGCUUCUGCUGCUGGGAGCUGGCCUCUGUUCUGAAGGACUCCAUGGCGAGGUUCGACUCGGCCAGGGCUAAGCUGAUCGCCAUCGGCGUCGGCACUCCCGAUAAAGCUCGCAUCCUCGCAGACCGGCUGCCGUUCCCUGUUGAUUCCUUGUACGCGGACCCCGAGCGCAAGGCGUACAACGUGCUGGGACUGUACCAUGGUUUGGGUCGGACGCUCUUCAGUCCAUCUAGUGCAAAAAUAUACUCGAGGCUCGACCACAUCAAGAAGGCGACGAAGAACUACACGCUGGAAGGCACCCCAAACGACCUGACCGGUGUCCUGCAGCAGGGUGGAAUGUUCGUGUUCAGAGGAAAGGAGCUGCUGUACUCAUGGAAAGACGAAGGCACAGGCGACCAUGCUCCUCUGGACGAUGUGCUCAGCGCCUGCCGCGAUGUUCCAGUCGCUUGAUGCAUUACUUCCCUUUUGUCAGCCGGAUGUGUAAGUCUAAAACGCUGUGUAUGUGCCGGAUACUAGCUAGACUGAAAACCGCUCUGUUCAUCCAUCAGACGGAGUACUGAAGAUGCUACGGGAAUCAAAUCAAGAUUAUAACAAAAUGCGAAACACAUCUCCAAUGAAAUAAACCUGCUUGGUCACUCAAAUUCGUGUCUCUUUGGCCAUGCAAAUCCUGGUAUCUUAAUAUCUUAUUUAAGUUCCUAAUUCCUACCAGUAGAAUCACACUCUAGUCAAAUACAUGGAUCAGCGGAGAUGUCGAUACAAGAAGCUUGGUGUUCAGUUAGAUGUUUGGCGCUCCUUUCUAGCUUCUUUUCUCUAAUUUUCCUGUCUCGCCUCAGGCUGAGACCCCUGUAAUCUCUGCCUGGUAUGCCAGGCACAUCAUGUACUGUAACAAACUUACAGCUUUCACAUCAUGUACUGUAACAAACUUACAGCUUUCGUGCAA